CGCAUGUUUACACAUCUAUGAGCAUUACUACCACCCGCUUCGCCCACUUCCUACGUGCAGGAACAUUCAGACCUGCCAACUGUUCAGUUCCAUUAUCCAGCUCUACGCUCCCUCUUCGCACCAAUAUACCUGGCCCGUCGCACCUAAGGUUCCCUCGCGCCGAGUCAUCCGCCUUUACGAGACAAUUCCAUGCAUCACACGCGGCGCAUGACUUUCAUUUUGAUACUCACCACUUCGUGCAGCGGCUUGAGCGCGAGGGGCUCAACCGUGCACAGGCGGAAGGCAUAAUGGGUGCCAUGGCGGAGGUCAUCGAUGAGAGUAUACGGAAUAUGACGAGCAACAUGGUCACGAAAGCUGAGCAAGAGAAGCGUCAAUACACCCAGCAGGUCGAUUUCGCACAGCUGAAAUCCGAGCUGCAGCUUAUAGAGAAGAACGACCUCGCUUCCCUGAAAGCUGAUAAUGACCGGUUGGUUGCGGAUAUGCAGAAGCUGAAACAGCGACUCCGAGAAGAGAUUACGCGUACUCAGGCUGGCGUUCGACUGGAUCUUAACUUGGAGAAGGGACGGAUGCGGGAUGAGAGCAGUGGGCAGGAGCUCAAGAUCAAGGAGGUGGACACGAGAAUUGAGCAGGAAAUUGCGAACUUGAGGACGACGAUUCAGCAGUCCAAGGCAACGACGCUGCAGUAUCUCGUUGGAUUUGUAACUGGUUGUUCUGCGCUCCUAAUGGCAUAUCUAAGAUUCAGAGUAUAACCCGUUGCAUAAUCGUCUCUUAAAUUCGACUCCGGAAGGCUUCGAAUGCUAGGGACCGGGAUCAUAAAGGAUCAUAACCUAACAUAUCAUCGCACCUAAUUGUAUGAUUGCCUGUAAGUAGAUAGAUACCACAUAGAUUCACGUUGUUAGGCGCCAGCAAAGAUGAGCUCGAGGGUGUAGCUUGAGUACUGAGUGGCUAGCAGCAGGCCGCCAUAGUGUAUGUGAAUGCACUAUUUCACC
Messenger RNA from Suillus clintonianus, 989 nucleotides. Its product is annotated as mitochondrial protein. Gene Ontology annotation, cellular component: mitochondrion. The coding region runs from base 18 to 749 and encodes 243 amino acids. The record is from RefSeq and is a predicted model, not a curated record. The transcript has 4 exons. Lineage: Eukaryota; Fungi; Basidiomycota; Agaricomycetes; Boletales; Suillaceae.